UGUUGAUCUUGUUGAUGUUGAUCUUGUUGUUGAUCUUGUUGGUGUUGGUCUUGUUGGUGUUGAUCUUGUUGAUGUUGAUCUUUUGAUAUCGAUCUUUGUUGAUCUUGUUGGUGGUGAUCUUGUUAAUGUUGAUCUUGUUAGUGUUGGUCUUGUUAAUGUAGAUCUUGUUGGUGUUGAUCUUGUUAAUGUUGAUCUUGUUAAUGUUGAUCUUGUUGGUGUUGAUCUUGUUCGUGUUGAUCUUGUUGAUGUUGAUCUUGUUGAUGUUGAACUUGUUGGUGUUGAACUUGCUGAUGUUGAUCUUGUUGAUGUUGAUCGUGUUAAUGUUGAUCUUGUUAAUGUUGAUCUUGUUGGUGUUGAUCUUGUUGGUGUUGAUCUUGUUGAUGUUGAUCUUGUUGGUGUUGAUCUU
Molecule: messenger RNA, 406 nt
Organism: Chiloscyllium plagiosum (whitespotted bambooshark)
Lineage: Eukaryota; Metazoa; Chordata; Chondrichthyes; Orectolobiformes; Hemiscylliidae
Source: RefSeq, a predicted model, not a curated record